Drosophila subpulchrella is the source of this 1724-nucleotide messenger RNA. RefSeq lists its product as uncharacterized. Lineage: Eukaryota; Metazoa; Arthropoda; Insecta; Diptera; Drosophilidae. The transcript has a single exon. The coding region runs from base 184 to 1593 and encodes 469 amino acids. The record is from RefSeq and is a predicted model, not a curated record.
GGAACUACAAUUAUUUGGCAACGACUUGCCAUUUCAACAUGAUUGUGCCCACCCGUAGGAUAGAUAGGAUCUGGUUCAUUUGGACAUUAGGGCGUUUAAUCGUCAUCUUUGUAAAUUCCAAAUUGAAAGUUGUUCCAAGCUGUCUUGUUUACAGUGCUAUCCCAUUUCUGACCACCGGAAUCGAUGUGCAUCCACUGCUGCCGCCUCCGUCGGACACCAUGUCCCCCGAUCCCCUACAGCUGUCCCCACUGCCCGGUGCGCACCAUCUCCAGCUGCUGUCCCCUGGGCAGUCGUCCCUUCGCCGAGAAUCCCUUUGUGAGGGGCAGGGAUCGAGAGCCACCUCCUGAUCCCUGUGACACCUUGCCACCACGCUGGCUGGAGGUCAAUCGUCGGGUGAUAUACGCCCUGGCAAAUAAGUUGGAUAGAUCCCCGGAAGCAGCUCAUUAUAUGUUGCUACGCCUGCUAUAUGCCAACUAUGGAAAAGUGAUGAUGAUUUCCCGAAAACGAAGGAGCUACAGGGUGCCUCUAAGUGGAUUUCCGGAUCAGGACCUCUUCUCCGCCAGUAACCUCUUCGAUAGUAACGGUUAUCUCUCCGAUCCCAUGGCUCCAGAAACUCUAGGAAAGCUGAUCCACAUGAUGCAGGACUAUAUCUUUCGGUUAAGGGCUCUGAAUCGCAAGUACAAGUGGUUCGGAAAUGGUGACGAUCUCGGAGAAAUACUACCUCUAUUGGGGGAACAAGAUGAACUGGUGAAACUGUUGAAAGAACUCUUUGGGGCCAGCGAUGUGGUGUCCAUUCCAAAUCUUCUGGGAGCUCUCAACGAACUGGAAAUAAAUCAAUUAUUCGGCAAGUGGAAGAAGAAAGCUGCACCUGGUCUCGUGAGGAGCAUAUCCGAUCUCUAUUCGGAGGUAACAGAACCCAAAAAUCCCGUGAUGAUGAUAUCAUUGUCAUCAGCGAAUGUAGGCUCUAGAGUAGGAUUUCUAGGGCCAUCUCAUAUUUCAGUUAAAAGAACUCCUGGUUCAACCAAUCUAACGAAGAGCCAAAAUCGAAGUAUAAACUCCGUUCCUAUAACCAGUUUAAAAUCUAUGCCAAUGUCCAGUAAAAAGACCAACCCGACUACCAAUAUAAAAACCACUCCUAUAAUCAAUAUUGGAUCUAACCCAACAAAGAACACAAAAUCUGCUCCAUACACCAGUAUUGGGAUAGGUAUUCCAAGUCCUAAGCCCAAAAAACAUGUUACCCUUCAAACCGAAGCCAACUCUACUAAACCGAAGACCACUUAUGUGCAGGCCGAGAUGCCGAUGCUGUAUUAUAAACCCUUUGACGCCAAGAAGAGCUCCACCUGGCUAUCCCGCCAUCCGGACUUAAAUCGAUUAAUGCCUGAUGCCCGGAUUGCCAAGGGUCGAGUUCGCCACUGUAAAAAUCAAGAGGAGCAGAAGAAAUUUGCCAGUUUGCGAGGGAGGUUACCUGUGCACAAGGAAAAGUCGGUCGGCAAUGCGGAGUUCGGAGAUAUAUUUGGCCAAACGCCAAAAAAAUCACGAAGGUCCACCAGGCAGUCCAUUAAAUCCUUGCCACCCAAGCAAAGGAAACCUUAGAAUCGCUUCAGGCAACCAUUGAAUAUGGCACCUGACCCAAAAUAUAUUUUUGGAGCAGCUGCCCAAUUCAAUUGCUGCGCUCUAGAAUAUCUUAAAGUAUAACAUAAAUAACAAUUAAAUAAAUUUCAAUA